UCUAUUCCAUAAGUUUACAUUCAUGCUUGCAAUGUUGUGUAAAUUAUAUGUUAUAUCAAUCUGAUUGACUAUAGACAAAACUACAAUUGCUUCCUGUGAUCAACAAUCGUUGGAUUUCACUUUCAAUAAAAUUGAACGAAACGUCUUAAUCACGCCUUCAUACAAUUUUACUGUCCAUGGCAAUCCCCGUUUAACGUCUGAGCAAAAUGGAAAAGCAAUAAUUCUCGAACCCCAGAGAGAUGGUCAGUAUGUGGAACUGCCAAAUUACGGACUAAAAUGUAUCCAAGAUAUGACGAAAUGUGAUCAUGGGUUUACACUGAGUGCUGAGAUCAAACUUAAGGACAUGAAUUCCACCGACAAGCGAUACAUACUCUCCAGCGGAGGGGAUCAAGUUGGAGCAAGUGGCCUGGCUGUCUAUCUCGGGCACGGUGACCUUCAUUGUUCUACAAAGAAAGAUAAUGUUAUCUGGACUGCUAAACAUAAACUGGAUGUUAAAGCUGGAGAAUGGCACGUUUACCAAGUUUCUUGGAACAAAAAAGACAGAUUUAUAGUUUAUUUGGAUGGAAAAGUAUUCAUGUCUCAUUCAGUCAAAUUACCAAACCCCGCUCAACCUCAGGUAUAUCCACUGUAUAUAGCAAAUGCACCAAACAGCAUAUAUUCCUCCACUCAAAUGGAUGUCAGGAAUCUGUACACGUGGUCUGCAUCACGCGACUCCCUCAUUGGACAAGGAUGUACAUAAUAGUACAGCACUGUUCCUCAGACAUCAAGCACAUCCUCCAACACAAUUUCUGAUACAAGUCAAGUGACAACAUCAACAACUCCAUCAACAAGACCAGUGCAAUCAACAACAUCAGUGCAAUCAACAACAAGUGAUAAAAAUACAAACCAAAAGAUAACUCUAAUCUACAGUUUUCUUAAUAUAAAUGGAAAUGUACUUCAAACACCAGCCCAGAAUUUUACAGUUCAUGGAUAUCCUUUGAUUGUGCAAAAUGGCAAUGAACAAGCGCUGGUUCUGAACAAAACAGGGCAAUAUAUUGAGUUUCAGAGCUCUAGUACGAACGCUUGCAUACAGAACAUCUCAAAAUGUUCCACAGGAUUCAAGUUUGACAUAAAAUUAAAAAUCAUUGAAAUAACGACAAAGAAAUUGUACGUACUGUCUAGUUUACAAACUAGGCAUUCUGGUUUCGAAAUGUAUUAUUUCCAUGGAACCUUUUACCUUACGCUUGUAUCUAACAACCAGCAGUGGAAUUUAGCAGUGAAUUUUGAUAUCAAAAUCAAUACCUGGCAUUCAUAUCGUAUUGAAUGGAGUCCAGGCUUCGGACUCGCUUUGUAUGUGGACAAUUGUCAGAUUGGAAAAGCUAUUUCUUCCACUCAGACGAAUGUAAAUCUACAGUCCCAAUCGCUGGUGAUUGGAUCGUCUCCAGUGAUAAACUUUUCCUACUCAGCUCAUAUGUUGAUAACUGGAAUGAAAGAAAUCGUUAAGGCCGAAAAUGAUUCCACUGCGCUUGCUUACCAAAAACUGGAGCUGAAUUACAACUUCAUUAGUAUAGAUGCGAAGCACCUGUAUACGCCAGCGCAUAAUUUCACAGUCCAUGGACUUCCUUUACUUGUAGAAAGCGCGAAUAAAACAGUCCUAAUACUGAAUGAAACAGGACAAUUCAUUGAAUUCUCUCAUCAUGAGAACUCACAGGGCUGCUUAAACAAUAUUCUGCAUUGUAUGGCGGGAUUUUCGUUUUCAUUUGAACUCAAGUUUUUGACAGCGCCAUCUUAUACAGCGAAAACAUAUAUAUUUUCAAGCGCAGGACCGCUUCGUCCUGGAAUAGAAUUGUACCAUUUUAAUCAUACAUUUUAUCUGAGUGUUCUUACAACGAAGAUAUGGACAUUGCAAUUCCCGUUUGCUUUUAACGAACACAAAUGGCAUGAAUAUAAAAUUGUUUGGAGCGAAAUAAAUGGACUUGUUUUACAUAUUGAUGGAAUGCACGUAGAGUCCAAGACUCCAUCAACAAAUGUUUCAGUGACUUUGCAUUCACAAAAUCUUGUAAUUGGUUCUCCACAUAAUAUUGAUGCAAAUUACAACCCAAAUAUAAUGAUCUCUGGAAUGACAGAAAUAGUGUACUAUGUUGAAACAAGCACUGUAAAGCCAACCACAGCAACAAUACCACAGUACCACUUCGAUUUAACUGCUGUAUCGACAAAUGUAACAACACUGACUUCUAAUAAUGUCAAUAUGCAUGUGGUUGGAACACCUUCCAUUGACACGUCCAAAAAUUCAGCUUGUUCUCUGCAAAUAUCUAACUCAAGUCAAUACUUGGACCUCGGGGAACACAGAGAUUUAUGUUUUGGAAACAUUGGGCUUUGUUUGCAAGGACUAACAAUCCAGAUUAUAGUUAAAUUCCAACAACUGGAGGAAGGAACAAUUGUAUUAUCAAGUGGCAAUAUACUUGGGACAGGAAUGGAAAUGAUCUAUCGAUUUGGACGUCUACAUUUUGCUGUGUCUAGUAACACGCAUUCUUGGUUUGCAAGUGUUGGUCGUGAUAAGUUGCCCUUAAACGUAUACUUAAAAAUAAUAUUUUCUUGGUCUCCAAAGAACGGUAUUAAAGUGGUUAUUGACAACUACGUUGUUGCUGCGUCGAUGAUGUCUAUCCCUCACCCCAGUGUGAGCUCCAGUAACGAGCACCUCUACAUAGGUAACACUCCAUCAUCGACCACCACUAACGUCAACCUUUGCAUUAAGUCCUUAAUUAUAUACCACGCCUGGAUUGGGGAUUGUGUGGCUGGUGGAAUCAUACCUCCUCCUGUUGAAAUGACCACUCCAUCUCCCGUGCAGACCACAUCAUCAGUUCAUCAAACAACUGCUUACUGUCCCUCUGGUCAAUAUGUCUGUAAAGACUUAACAACUCCAAUGCAAUCAACAACAAAACGCACCACAGCUCGUGCUACAACCACUGUUAAACCGGCAACUACGGCUGCACCGACAACAACAGUUCAGCCGACAACCACAGCUCAACCGACUACAACAAGAAAACCAACAACGACACCUCGACCGACAACGACACCUCAACCGACAACGACUGCUAAACCGACAACGACUGCCAAACCGACGACAACAAAAACUCCUACAACAACACCUGAACCCACGACAACAACAACAAAACCAAGACCAACUGUCCCUUCCUACACCAAUCAGCCUAAUCUGAAGCCGUCCGUUGAUGGAAGAUGCACAGCUUACUUGACGUGCUCAUUCCAGGCUGCGGUUGAGAAUAACGUCGAGUUCAUUGUUUGCUUAAAUAUUGGAAAUAGAAAAUGUGUACUGAGGCACAUUGUUCCUGGAAGAACUACUGAGUACAAAUUUUCUGCGGCUGAAAUUAAUGAAAACUUGUACAAGCAGAGAGUAACGUGUUCCAUACAGGCCAAAUUCAAGGAUCAAGUAGCUCUGACUCCAGUCUAUAUUAGUAAUGUCUUCGAGCCUAAUAUUCAGAUUACUUCAGGCAACCAUUUACAAAUAACGGAAGGAACACUAUUCCCGAUUCCCCACAUCCUCGUCCAAGUAACAGCACCACCGCAGUUCUUCUGCUGCAAGGGCUGUAGAGGGCGCUGUGAGUUCAAAGUUACCGCAAAAUUAGAAUUCCGUUACAUCAUCAGGUCCUGUCCUGGUGGUAGAUCAGUCGUCCCUCAAGCUCUGAUUGGCUGGGCCGGGGAAAAGCAAUCGAGCAAGCCUGAAACUUGCGGCGUCGUAGUCAACUGCCAUAACUGGGAGAAUCCAAUCAGCUUACCAGUAUACGCUACAGUGGAUGGUGUUUAUGAUCGGGACAAGACUGUGAACUAUAAUGUUCAAGCGAAUAUAUUAAAUGUACAGUCAGGGUCCGUGACAACCACACCACAUACACUUAACAUUGGAAAAGUAUCCGUCACAGCUAAGGAUAAUGACCACAAAUCCGUUUGUAGUUCUGUAAAUGACCCUCACAUAACUACAUUUGAUGGCAGGAAAUAUAAUAAUUUCCUCACUGGCGAAUUCGUUUUGUAUCAGCACAAGUCACUUCCAUUUGAGGUGCAUGCUAGUUACGCGAAGUGCAGUUCUUCAUCACGAGCUACAUGUAAUUGUGCAGUCGCCAUCAAAUCGGGUGAUGACGUCAUUACUUUCACUGGUUGUAACGGAGGUAGCACACAUGGCGGUCAUAGCAUCUUUGAUCUUCUCUUCCAUCGCCAUCACGAUCACCAUCAUCAUGGUUCAAGUCACUCGGCCCCAGUAAGUGUAAAACUGUACAAGAACGGCCAGCUGACCCCAGGGACUUACAUCAGAAGAUAUGGAUGUGGUCAAAAGUAUGAGGUUCUGCUCCCGACCGGUACCAUCAUUACCAUACAGACAAGUGCCAGAAACUUUAUCAACAUCUGGAUUAAGCCAUCAAGUGUAGAUCGCAACAAAGUCACAGGUCUGUGUGGCAAUUUCGAUGGUAACUCUGGUAACGACGUACCUGGAAGAGAUAGAUAUCCUAACACAUUCUGUAACAGUCACAGACCUGCAGAGGGAAUAUUCACCGGUGUUAGACCGGGCACUUUACCUGGAAUAACAACAUGGUGUAGCUGUGUAGAUAAUAGAACCCCCUACUGCUCCCCAGGAUAUGGUAUCUUUAUUUGCGAGAGAAACAGAUAUGACAUCACAUCUACAAUUGUGAAUCAGGCCUUGGUAGCUCGCCCCUCUUCACAUCGUGGACGGCGACAAGCAGGAAAUGAACAAGUCAUGCCAGAUUUUGAGGAGGACGACACAUACAGCUGGGACAGCGCAAGGAAUUAUUGUGAAGAAUAUAUUUCAAACAGUACAGCUUCAAAAAGUUGCAUGUCUGUUUUGAACUCGUCAAACUACACUAGCCAAGUAGAAAGUUGUGCUGAAGAUUUAAAGCUUACAGGAGACCCUGAGUGGGCUAAAGACCAUAUAAGUGACAUUGUAACCAACUGUUUAGCCGAGGUGAACAAACAGCAGCCGGCGGAGAACGAAACAACUGAACCAGCAUUAAACACAACACAUAUAACAAAUAAUCUCUGUCAGCUAGACUGUGGAAAGAAUGGUCACUGCUCAGAGGGAGUUUGUGUGUGUGAUGAGGGAUAUUCGGGUAUCCAGUGUGAUAUCUACAAAUCCACCAAACCUUUCGUUAUGGAGACUCUGUUUAACGGCACCAGUUGUGAUACGUGUGGUUGUAAUACACAGGAUGUAGAAGAUUGUAGUACAGCCAUUAUAUAUGGAGCUAAUUUCGUGGACUCGUCGACUCUGACGUGUCAUUACAAAUACGUCAAGAUAGAAAAUGAUGUCGUAACAACUACAGCAAUGAGAACCGUUUCUGGUGACUUUAUAAAUAUGAAUCAGAUCUCGUGCAAUCUCCCAGAACCUCGUGGAGGUGCUCUCAUUCAGGUCAGCAACGAUGGUCAAACCAUGAGUGAGAACCAAUACCUACAUUUAGUGUAUGAUUCCAGAUGCUUUGAUUGUUCCAUCGCAGACAAUAUCAUGAAGUCCAGUUGUAAACUGAGAGAAAAUACAUGCCUUAUUAAUGGCAAAUGUCAUGCCUUGUUGGAGAAGAAGGAAACCGAUCACUGUAAACUCUGUGAUCCGUCUGUUAGCACUUCAUCGUGGACAAACAGUGACACUGAGAAAUGCAGACAGGAGUUUGCGGCUAUUCAGGUGUCUAAAUCAAAGUCUGGUGACGGAUACAGUAGUGAGUUGGUCACCAUUCUGGCAGCGACCUGUGGUGUCAUCGGAUUCCUCUUACUUGUGACACUCUUCUACAUAUGUAAACAAAAAGAAAGGCUGCAAAAGCGUAAAGAAGGAGGUCUUUACAAUGUUUACAAAGAACCUACUCAUGAUAUUCCACAAACCUCAGUGAUGAAGGAGAGAGAGAUCGAAGUUCACAACCCAGCUUAUGCAGAGGAAAAAAGCAAACUGUAAUUGAUGGAAGGCACAAAAUCUCAUGUUGAACACAAAUAUAUCACUUUUUAUUGUUAACCAGUCCUGCAGGCAGGGAACAGUGAUGUUUUGUAUAUUUCAGUUAUUUAAGAAGGACAUUAUCUACCCAUGUUGUAUUUUGAAUUGAAAAGAAUAAUCAUACAUGUUUUAGAAGCAUUACUGAAGCAUUUCAAUUUAAACUUCUUGCUUAACUGUUUAUGUUUUGU
This is a messenger RNA of Saccostrea cuccullata (small rock oyster), 6159 nucleotides long. RefSeq lists its product as uncharacterized. The record is from RefSeq and is a predicted model, not a curated record. Lineage: Eukaryota; Metazoa; Mollusca; Bivalvia; Ostreida; Ostreidae. Gene Ontology annotation, cellular component: extracellular matrix. The transcript has 23 exons. Bases 1190 to 5935 code for a protein of 1581 amino acids.